ACUCGAUCCAAUUGGGUUUUUUAACACCUGGGACAAGUGGCAGCUGCUGGGAACCGAGAGUCAUGUCUUCGUCGGCCAUUUUCGUGCUGGACGUGAAGGGCAAGGUGCUGAUAUCGCGCAACUACCGCGGUGACAACAUCGACAUGGCCGUGAUCGACAAAUUCAUGCCGCUGCUGAUGGAGCGCGAGGAGGAGGGUCUGAUCACCCCGAUCCUCCAGACGGCGGAGACCACGUUCGCCUACAUCAAGACCAACAACCUGUAUAUCGUGUCCACGACGCCGCGCAACAAGAACGUGAAUAUCGCCCUGGUCUUUGUCUUUCUGCACAAGAUCGCCCAGGUCUUUGUGGAGUACUUCAAGGAGCUGGAGGAGGAGUCCAUCCGGGACAACUUCGUGAUCAUCUACGAGCUGCUGGACGAGCUGCUCGACUUUGGCUACCCGCAGACCACCGACUCGAAGAUCCUGCAGGAGUACAUCACGCAGGAGGGCCACAAGCUGGAGCUGCAGCCCCGCAUCCCGGUGGCGGUGACCAAUGCCGUUUCCUGGCGCUCCGAGGGCAUCAAGUACCGCAAGAACGAGGUCUUCCUCGACGUCAUCGAGUCGGUGAACCUGCUGGCCAAUGCCAAUGGCAAUGUGCUGCGCAGCGAGAUUGUGGGCGCCAUCAAGAUGCGGGUCUACCUGUCCGGAAUGCCCGAACUCCGGCUGGGCCUCAAUGACAAGGUUCUGUUCGAGAGCACCGGUCGCGGCAAGUCCAAGUCGGUGGAGCUCGAGGACGUCAAGUUCCACCAGUGCGUGCGGCUGUCGCGGUUCGAAAACGAUCGUACAAUCUCGUUUAUUCCGCCGGACGGCGAGUUCGAACUGAUGUCCUAUCGUCUGAACACUCAUGUCAAACCCUUGAUUUGGAUAGAGUCGGUGAUCGAGCGGCACGCCCACUCCCGCGUGGAGUACAUGAUCAAGGCAAAGUCGCAGUUCAAGCGAAGAUCCACGGCCAACAAUGUGGAGAUCGUCAUACCGGUGCCCGCCGACGCGGACUCGCCCAAGUUCAAGACCACCAUUGGCAGCUGCAAGUACGCCCCGGAGCAGAACGCCAUUAUCUGGACGAUCAAGUCGUUCCCGGGCGGCAAGGAGUACCUAAUGCGGGCCCACUUCGGUCUGCCGAGUGUGGAGAGCGAGGACAAUACGGAGGGCAAGCCACCCAUUCAGGUGCGCUUCGAGAUUCCCUACUUCACCACGUCGGGCAUCCAGGUGCGCUACCUGAAGAUCAUCGAGAAGAGCGGCUACCAGGCGCUGCCGUGGGUGCGGUACAUCACGCAGAACGGCGACUACCAGCUGCGCACCAAUUGAGAGGAGCCACUCCCGCACCCGCACCCCUGCAUCAUUCCAGCCAAGCUUCAGCGAGUCAGCCCUGCAACAGGGAGCUUCAUCUCCACCAGCGUUUUUUUGUCUGCGAUGCGUUGCGUUAAGUCAAAAGUAUAUCUUUGUAUUCGUAUUGUUUCAGUAUAUGUAUAUUGUAUGUAAAUCAAAUCUAAUAAAUUUUAACACCUUUUCAUAA
Messenger RNA from Drosophila takahashii, 1551 nucleotides. It is a transcript of the gene AP-1mu, whose product is annotated as adaptor protein complex 1, mu subunit. The record is from RefSeq and is a predicted model, not a curated record. Gene Ontology annotation, cellular component: clathrin-coated vesicle; clathrin adaptor complex. Lineage: Eukaryota; Metazoa; Arthropoda; Insecta; Diptera; Drosophilidae. Gene Ontology annotation, molecular function: clathrin-cargo adaptor activity. Gene Ontology annotation, biological process: vesicle-mediated transport; intracellular protein transport.